Molecule: messenger RNA, 4636 nt
Organism: Nematostella vectensis (starlet sea anemone)
Lineage: Eukaryota; Metazoa; Cnidaria; Anthozoa; Actiniaria; Edwardsiidae
Exons: 10
Coding region: 497-2956 (819 amino acids)
Biological process (GO): regulation of ribonuclease activity
Cellular component (GO): cytosol; membrane; nucleoplasm
Molecular function (GO): 2'-5'-oligoadenylate synthetase activity; protein binding; double-stranded RNA binding
Source: RefSeq, a predicted model, not a curated record
GUAUUUAUUCAAAAAAUAUCGUUGUGAGCAGGUUGUUUGGAGACGAGCCAACGAAAACAACGCCGCUGAAUUGUGUUCUUAUCACCAACUGCUAAAGCCCGUGUUAAUCCUUCACCUGAAUAUCGUGCUUUGUCUGUCUGAAAAAAGGCAAGUCUUUUGGAAACACGUUAUUUUAGACAUCACGAUAGAGCGGUUGCUUGUGUAAUUUGGCAUGGUACAUGUCUUGGAAAUAAAUUCGCAAUAAAUUAUUAAUUACAAAUACAAGUUAACUGCGUCGUGUUAGAAGGGCUUCAACUGUGGGAUUGUGGAGGGAGUUACUCAGAGAGUUGAGCCUUUUCAAAAAUUUCAGCUAAAUGUAAGGACAAACGCAAUAGUUGACGCGAAGAAAAAUUUUCUAGGCCGAUUUCAAUCCAGCCUUUAUACUGAGCAUUUAUUAGUUUUCGCAAACUUUGAAUUUUGAUGCUUCAUGCCUAUUGAUGCAAUAAUCUAAUUAGAAAUGGCACUACGGCUUCAUCAAACACGAAUCCUGGACGAUGAAUCACACGGCUUUACUUUUAUUCUCGAGGAAUUCUCAGAUGUCGGAGAGAGUGUGUUCUCCAAGCCUUUUUUCUUCUCUGGGCAUCGUUGGCGUCUCCAAAGCGGCAUUAAAGGAGGCCAACUCGGAGUGUAUCUGAGAUGGCUCGGUGGCGGGGAUUUCACGCAGAAGACAAAGUGCAAGAUUGGUAUCAUGGUGGAUGUGUUGAACAACAGGGACCCUGCGAACUCCAUCCAUGUGGGCGAUAUAGAAGAGGUAGACGAGUUCCCUCGAUCGUCAUUUGGUAUCGGCUGGAGUAAAGUCAUGCCUGUGGAAGACAUCGAGAAACCGAACUCAGGCUUCCUUGACGAUGACUGUUUACUUAUUGAAGUCAAAUGCAAAAUAAUUUACACGGAAUUUGAGGAUAAGAUGGUGGUGAAUUUGACACCCGGGACCGACAUUACUACGAGUUCAAAGUUCUCUUUAUUUGGUACCGAGUGGUCACUCGUGAUGUACCCAAGAGGAGACAGAAGGGAUGAAAGUAAAGGCAGCAAGCACGAGUACUGUUCUAUCUACCUAAAACAAGAAAAUCCAAGCACUUUACGAUUCAAAGUAGUCUACACCAUCUUCAUCCGUCAAGGGAAAGAGGUGACUCUAACGCACAACUUUCACGAAGCCAAGUCCUCAGCUGUGUUUGGGGUAGAAAAGUUCAUGCGGACUCGCGACGUCAAGUCUCUUGCCAAGGGAGGCACCGUGCCUGUUGGCGUAAGAAUUAAUCUCAUCGAGCCGUACUUCUAUCUUGGCUUUGACACCAAAGAAUGGAGCCCUCCUCACAAUCUCGGCUCAUCCAUUGUGCUGAGUGACUACACAAAAAGCCCACUUGCAUUCAAAGCGCAGUCCCUAGGCGAGAAGAGACUAGGGUUUAAGUUGCAGUUCGACCCGGGUCCUGAGUGUUAUCACACGGAGCUGGAUGAGAGUGCUUACUAUGUGAAGAUUGUGUGGAGUGUGAUGGUGUUCUGCUACUUGGACCACGAGAAGAGUGUGGCCGCCCACUCAUGGGACAGCCCGGGCUCCAGUGCCUUCUGCUACAGUCGAGACGAGAUGGUCAUCGACUCUCAUCUACUUCUGAGCGAGGCCGUCAAUCCAUACAGCCCAUUCCUGGAUGAGGAGAAGUUAUUAAGCGUCAAACUGAUCAUACAUAACAAUAACGAAUUGUACGACCCGAUGCUCGUUGACGGUGAUAAGCACAGCAUUACGAAGUUACGAGAGGUGAAUGCUCAAGCCAAAUCCGUCACGGAAAAAUACUGGGCCGAUCAACUGAACAUGGUUUGCCAUGAAAAGGAUAAUAUCAUCGCUGAAAAGGAAGAGGAGAUCUAUUUGAAGGAGAAGGAGCUCGAAGAUAAGGAAUCAGCGAUACACACAUUGGAAGAGGAAAUCAAAGAAAACAAGGACUACAUUAAUGAUUUCGUGGACGGCAAAGAUGAGGAGAAUUCGGAGAAGACACCCGCCAGUGUAAAGGAGCUCGCCAAGGGCACAACACCAUGCGAGGAGGACGUGAAGAAACAAAUGGAGAUCGCAGAAAAGAUCAAACACUAUCUUACGGAGAACCUGCCAUUCACAGUACAUCACAUCUCCCUCGUCGGUCCUGCGGUGGACGGAACUUCACUCAACGGCGCAAAACAGGCGCAGCUUGCUGUCUUUAUUCAAGACUUGCCCCGCACACAGCACAAGAGUUGGCUGCCAGCGAUCCUCUACACCACUAAGACGCUGCUCAAGCAACAAGCAGCAAUAGGCGAUGGGGAGGAGGGGGAGGGGGGGGAGGGUGCACUGCCAUGCUGCUCAGACUUCACCGAGACCCCCCUGGCUGUCAAGUUCAAGUGCGAUGACGUCGACGUGACAGUUUUACCCACCAAUGACUGGGAACCUUACGACGGAUAUCACGGACUAUACCAAAUGGCCAUGCAGCAAACACAGGAAGACCAGCCAUACUACAUCACCGCUGCUUGCGAGAGACAAACGGAGUUCGUUGCUGGACAGCCUGAAAAGUGCAAAGAGCUUAUCCGAGUAGUAAAGGCGUGGUGUGAAGGAGUGCAAUGGCGUAACACCGGAUCGAAGCCUGGCGAGUACCUCCUGUCGCUACUCGUCAUCGCCGCGUAUCAGAUCAUUCACAGUGAUCCUCAGACCGACGUAACUGAUAAGGACGUGUUUACCGAGUUCGCCGAGUUGGUCAACGAUGAGAGCUUAGAGAUUUUCUGGAACGAGUACUACUUCACAGAUAAUUAUCCAAGGGAGUUGUUCCAGGAGCCUUUCACACUACCUAUAGUCCAGGACCCUGCGAUCCCUCCGCACAACGUGGCCGUGACAGAGCUGAAGGACUGGGGGCAAUUCAGGAAAGAAGUCGUUAAAUGGUUAGAAAAAAUGCCAGGCGGAGGCGGAGAGUAGGUGGAAUACUUGAUAAUCAUAUAAAGUAGCAAUAGAGAAAAAACUAUUUGAUCUUCGUCGACAGUUUUGGAAAAAUGUGGUGUUUAAACACAGGUAGCCCAAGGCUACUAUCAGUGGUUUAUAAAGCCAACGGAAUGUAUGGGGGAAUUUAUAUGUUAGCGAAAAAAUACUUUAUCGUGAAAAAUAAAACUUUAGACCAUGUAAUAUUGUGUUUGAGUCUCCCUUUAUUUUAUUUUUGCCGAUAGAAUGUCAGUAGAGCGAGUUUGAAGCCCGCCAAGAAUUGUGUUUCUCUCUCUGUAUAAAAAUAUAAAAAUAGGAAAGGCUGGGGACUCCAUCGGUUAACGGCCACCACAAAACUACUUCGAGGACCGAUAAAACUCGCAAAACUCAACCAGCCGCCAAUCCAGCACAAAAACACUUUGAAAAUAUACCUUAGCUUUCAAUUGAACCGAGUCUCAUAUCACCGAUUUGUGAAUUUCACUCACAUUUUUUACUCUUUUUACCGUCGACUAUCGAAUUCACCAUCUCGCUCUACUGACAUUCUAUCGCCAAAAUUGAAAUAAAGGAAGACUCAAACACAAUAUUACAUGGUCUAAAGUUUUAUUUUUCACGAUAAAGUAUUUUUUUCGCUAUCAUAUAAAUUCCCCCAUACAUUCCGUUGGCUUUAUAAACCACUGACAGUAGCCUUGGGCUACCUGUGGUUUAAAAGAAAAAAAGUCGACACAAUGCAGAGUUGUCGACUUUGAUCCUUGCAAUCUUGACGUGACAACAAGGGACAAAAGAAGUGAGUUGAGAGACGUGAGCUGAGAAAGUCUACUAAGUGAAUAUUGACUAAAGGAAUUUAAAGACAUAUACUGGCUUACUGGCUCUUCCUGCAUAUAUUCUGCACCGUUCCUUGCUAGGGCAAGGCAAGGAAUGGGGAUGAAAAAAGGCUCAUAUGCCAGUGACUUGAUAGCAGCGAACGUUUCCUGUCAGAUAACAUUUUUACAUUAAUAGGUAAUAUACACAAAUGUUUUCUUUGUUUUACAAGUGCUCAACAAGUAGCAGUACUUUAACUUGACAAAAGAUUUAUCAAGGAAACAAUCACAACAUAUGUCCCAGCCAGUGGUAUCUUUAUUUAGAAGAUUGUUGGCUAUUUACAAUCUCAACACGCACGUUCAACACGCGAUUAAGUUUUCGCCAGGAAAACGAAGACGGUUUCGUCAGUAUGAAUAUGUAGAGAUGCAUACUAGAAAUUUCGAAUUUACAUUUCGAAGUAACAUUUUUUUUUAUACAUACAUAGACACCUAAACACACAUGAUAUUUAAAUCAAGCCGUCUAUAUUAAACAUAUUAAUCAGUCAACACAGCAGCGGAUUCUACGCCACCCAUAGGACUAAAGUCGUGUUAUCUUAAACACGUGACUAAAGUCGUGUUAUGUUAAACACGUGACACAAGUCGUGUUAUGUUAAUUAAACACGUGGCACUCGUCUCACCUCAUCCCCAGGCUUCUCGCGGCCAGCUCUAGUAUUAAGAAUUCAAAAUGUGAAUUAAGCCAAAAAUGGCCGCGCACCCUUGAAGCGCUUGGGGAUGAGGCUAGCACUCGUCAAGGUGUAAAGAAGCAGCGAUAAUACGAGACAAUUAUAUUAAUUCUGUUUCCUAUGAUUCUUUUGGUUUUGCAAUAAACUAAAAUACGUAAAAA